UAUAAAAUAUAGAAUUCUACAGUUUUUAGACAAAAAUAAUUUCUUCUCAAAAAAUCAAUUUGGAUUUUUAAAAGGUAAAUCAACUAAUGAUGGUUUAUUUCUUUUAAAUCAAUUUAUACAUGACAAAUUAGAUACUGACUCUAAGAUUCUAGGAUUGUUUCUAGAUGUUAAAAAAGCUUUUGAUAGUGUUAAUCAUAAGUUACUUUUAAAAAAACUUUAUUACUGUGGUUUAAGAGGUAAAAUGUAUGAUUUAUUAAAAUCCUACCUAUCUAAAAGAAUUCAAAUAGUUAAAUUAAAAAAUUCAGUAAGUACAUCACUUGAUGUAACGCAUAGUGUUCCUCAAGGCACUGUUCUUGGCCCUCUAUUAUUUAUUAUAUAUAUAAAUGGUCUUUUAAAUAUCAAUUAUAUAAUUUGGUAUGCAGACGGUACAGCGAUAUUAGUUCAUAGUAGUUGUUGCCGCCCUAAAGGCGAUAACUAUAAUAUCAAUUAUAAUUAAUGCACUGACCGGCUCCACACGCACAUACGCACACAACACACCUUAUUGUUUAUUUUUAUAUGUAAAUUGUGCCAUCUGUGAAUUAUUCAUUAUUAUAUAAGAGAUAAAUGCAGAUUGUACAAUUAUGCGAUACGGCCGGCGUGGAAGAUAAGCACGGCCGCCGCAGUCAUCCCUCACCUGUGUGAACGGCAAGCCGUGCCAUAAUUGCUCUUAUUACCAGGCGCGAAUCGCCACUUUUUAUUAUAGUUGUUUAGGCGUGAAUCGCCAGUUUUUUAUAUAUUAUUAUUGUAUCGUGGGCGUGAAUCGCCAUUUAUAUUAUCGUUCACUAUUGCCAGACGUCAAUUCCCACUUGUUUUUAUAUUAUUAUUAUUUGUCAGCGCAAGGUGCGCGUUUUAUUAUUGUCAUUAUUAUACAGCACAGGUAGUGGCUGGCCAGCAGAGCACCGGCAAAUUGUGAGUUUUUUAUUAUUUAUUAUUUUUCCCAGUUGAGUGUUGGGCCAAAAGGGCCAUAUAAAAAAGGUUAGAUUGUGAGUUGUUUAACCAUUAUUAUUGAGCAUUUAUCAUAUCUUAUUUAAUUCCUUAAACUCGUGUUGAUAUUUAUUUUAGUUUAAGCACACACAUGCAUACAUACACAUAUUAUACACACCCACCACACACUAGCAUUCGAUAGUCUUGCUCGGCGAACCCGUCCACUUCUAUCGAAUUGCAUACACAAUGUAUAUCAAUGUAUACACACAUAAACAGGUCGGUCGGUGUGUGAGAGCAUACAAAACAUUUGGUGACCGGGCAUCACGGCCUAUUAUUGUCCGUUCCCGGCCCUAACAGUAGUAGUACAGAGUCUUUAAAUAUAAAAGCAAACAAUGUUAUUAAAGAUUGUUUUGAUAAUAACUUAUUAGAAUUAAAUCUUGAUAAAUCUAAAUGUAUUCACUUUAAUAUUAACUCAGUAUAGUUAAUAGUCCAGAACUAAAUAUAUGCAUACAUUCAUUUAAAUUUCAAUCUGGUAUUUGUGAUAAUUGUGUUAUUCUAAAGAAUUCUAAUUAUUUUAAGUACUAAGGCCUCACCUUGGAUUGUAAAUUUAAAUGGAAUUACCAUAUUAAUAUUCUUACAAAUACUAUUCGAAAAAAUAUUUAUGUAUUUCAUGAUUUGAGACAUAUAUUUAAUACUGAUAUGAAACGUAUAAUUUAUUUAGCUUUAGUGCAAUCUAUUUUGUGUUAUGGUAUUGUGUUUUGGGGACAAGCGUAUGAGUAUAUUCAUUCUUUAAAGUUUAAAUAUUACUUUAAAUAAUGUAAUUCAAUUUAUAUUCAAUUUACCAAGGCUUACCAAUAAUGAAUUUGUAUACAAUGUUUUAAAUCUACUUAAUAUUAGAUGUUUAUAUAAUAAAAACUUAUUACUCACAUAUCAUAAUUUUAAAAAUAAUAUUGUUAAUAUUGAUCAUAUUUAUAAUACGCGUUAUAAAACUAAUAUUAAUCUAUAUGUUCCUCUAUACCAUAAACAGUUUGGCAUUAAAAGUGCUAUUUCAAUUGCAAUCAGAUUAUGUAGAAUACUUUAAAUAAAUAUAUGUAAUUUUAAAAAUGUAAAAGAAUUGAAAUUGUACUUAAAAAAUGUUGAUCUUUCACAAAUAGAUUUAUGAUUAUCUAUAAUUAACAUAUGAUGUAAUUAUGAAAAUUUUGUUUUAGAAAUAUAUAUGUAAAUUAUCAAUAAUUGAACUCAAUUAAAACUACCCAUCACAAGCUAUGCUUAUAGGGGAGUUGCAAAUCUUUGUAAUUUAUCUUAUAUAUACCUAUACUUUUGUACUGUCCUUUUUGAUUUGCGUAAUAUAUACUAUUAUUAUUAUUAUUAUUAUUACUUAAGGAUAACAGCCUACAAUAUGGAAGCAAGAAACAAUUAUAAAUAUGGAAUCAAAUCUACUUUAGCUCAAUGUUGGGCGAUAUCAGGAGUUUGGUUAUUGCAAACUGAACUCGGCAUACAAGUCAUAACAUCUACAAUAGUCAUAGGAGCCUUGGCAAACAAUACGUCUAUAAACGAAAAUGAAUUUUCUACUAUAACUAGUGAAGAAGCGUCUUGGUUCGGCAGUCUGGCAUAUUUAUUCACACCUCUGGGAACUGCUUUUUCUUCUCUUUUGCUAGACCGUCUUGGUCACAAGAAGUGUAUGAUACUGACAAACAUACCGUGUCUAGUAGCUCAGAUCAUAUUGUAUUUCGCCAAAAAUGUAGAAAUGCUGUACGCCAGCUCAAUCCUAAUGGCACUGAGCAUAGGGUUUCUAAACUCCCCGAGUCUUGGAUACACCAGUGAAGUGAGCGAGCCGAAACUAAGAGGCACCUUGACUUCUUCAAUAAACAUAUUUUACUAUAUGGGAACUAUAAUAUUGACUACUUUGUACAGUAUAACCAAGCAAUGGAGAUUAACAGUGAUAGUGUCCAUGGCGUUUCCAAUUUUGACCAUUAUUAUAUUAUUUAGGGUACCAGAUUCGCCGAUGUGGUUAUUGGCCAAGGGAAAACAUUCAAAAGCACAUCGAAAUCUCCGCAGAUUGAGAGGAAAAGCAUCGAAUGAAAAAUGUGAAAAUGAAUUUCAAGAAAUGGUUAAAUACAAUGUGCCCGUUAACAGUGACAAAUCGAUUCAUAAAAAAAAUACAAAUUCUUGGAAACAACUUUUGGAGCCUGAAGUACGAAAACCAUUUUUUUUAAUGAUGCUGUGUUUUUUCUUUAAAAAUUUGAUGUCUGGAUCACAGUUCUUUCCAUAUCUAGUAUCAAUAUUCAAUAAAUUUGGAGCACCUGCUAACGUCGAAUGGACAAUUUCUUUCAUGAUGGUUCUUUCUGCAAUAGGAAGUUUAAUGGCAGUUUUUCUAAUACGUAUAUUAGGCAAACGAUUUCUUGCGUUAUUUUCAGUAUCGGUUUGCUCCAUUUGCUAUAUAGCUAUUGGAUUAAUCGGUGUUUAUUGGACGAAUGCGAAACCAAUAACCUCUUGGAUAGUACUUAUACUUUUUCUUAUUAUUAUUUUAAUAUCAUCGGCUGGAAUAACGCCAAUCUCGUGGGCACUUGUCACUGAAAUAUUUCCUGCAAAGAGUAAGAACAUUGUAUGCAAUAUUAGUACAGCAUAUUUCUAUGUGAUGACCUUCUUCUUGACAAAAUAUUACCCAGAUUAUUCAAAUUUAGUGGAAUUUUAUAAUGUAUUUACUAUAAAUGGUAUAGUUGGUUUAUUUAGCUGUAUUUAUUUCUAUUUCUGUUUACCAGAAACUGAAAACAAAACCUUACAAGAAAUUUCCGAGUUUUUUUAAUAGAAUUUUACCCUCAGAUAUAAGUUUUUUUAUUAUUAACAAUAUCGCUGUGAGAUUUGGGCUAAUAAAGACCACUUCAGUAAAAUAUUUUUGCACACUUUAAA
Molecule: messenger RNA, 3873 nt
Organism: Myzus persicae (green peach aphid)
Lineage: Eukaryota; Metazoa; Arthropoda; Insecta; Hemiptera; Aphididae
Product: facilitated trehalose transporter Tret1-like
Exons: 7
Coding region: 2363-3769 (468 amino acids)
Biological process (GO): transmembrane transport
Cellular component (GO): membrane
Molecular function (GO): transmembrane transporter activity
Source: RefSeq, a predicted model, not a curated record